UGCACAAGGCCGCUCUCGGAAACAUGGAGAUCCAUGCAGUGAAUUUAUCCGUGUUGCUGAUGUUCGUCGCAGCAGUGUUCAGCGUUUUUGCCGAGGAAAGACACGGGCAGGAUCCGUUCAAUGAAGACUUUCUGCGACGAGUGUUGGCACGCGCGCGAACCUGGCGACCGGACGUGAACUUCCGCGCGAACAUCCACUAUCACGCCUUCCGGUCGUUGGCUGGGAUCGGUCCCAGCAAGACUGGGUUCAAAGUGCCGAUCAUGAAUUAUGACUACGUUUACGACAUCGACAUCCCGGAGUCGUUUGAUUCUCGUGACCAUUGGCCCGAGUGCGAGUCGUUGCGAGAAAUACGCAACCAAGGAACAUGCGGAUCCUGUUGGGCCGUCGCCGCUACCAGUGUCAUGUCGGAUCGUAUCUGCAUCCAUUCGAAUGCCACCAUCAACGUUGCGCUUGCAGCGGAAGAUCUGAUGGGGUGCUGUGUGAACUGUGGAAACGGAUGUAACGGCGGGUUUCUCGACGGGGCCAGUUUCCAAUACUGGGUUGAUGUGGGGCUAGUGAGCGGUGGAGCGUACAAUUCAACCGACGGAUGCAAACCGUACCCCUUCAAACCAUGCCUGUAUCCAUUCAGUGAUUGUCACCAAGAAGAAUCGCCCAAGUGCAAGCACCAUUGCGUCCGAGGAGCGGAUCGUCGAUACGGCAAGGAUAAGCUAUACGGCCGCACCGCGUACAGUGUUCCGCGCGAUGAGCGUGUAAUAAGGUACGAGAUCAUGACCAAUGGACCGGUGGAGGCCGGAUUCGACGUCUACGAGGACGUCUUUCUGUACAAAUCCGGAGUCUAUCGGCACGUGUUCGGAAAGCAAGUUGGCAAACACGCGGUGCGCAUCAUCGGGUGGGGCCGCGAAGGCGGGCUACCGUACUGGCUGAUUUCCAACUCGUACGGCGAAGAUUGGGGUAACCACGGAUACUUCAAGAUGCUCCGCGGGACUAACCAUUUGGGCAUUGAGUCAAAGGUCAUCACGGGCCUACCGCUUGUAUGAGAUGCAAUU
Anopheles bellator is the source of this 1046-nucleotide messenger RNA. RefSeq names its product cathepsin B-like. Bases 24 to 1037 code for a protein of 337 amino acids. Lineage: Eukaryota; Metazoa; Arthropoda; Insecta; Diptera; Culicidae. Gene Ontology annotation, cellular component: lysosome. The transcript has a single exon. Gene Ontology annotation, molecular function: cysteine-type endopeptidase activity. The record is from RefSeq and is a predicted model, not a curated record.